Messenger RNA from Metarhizium acridum CQMa 102, 585 nucleotides. RefSeq lists its product as uncharacterized. The record is from RefSeq and is a predicted model, not a curated record. Gene Ontology annotation, molecular function: acyltransferase activity, transferring groups other than amino-acyl groups. Lineage: Eukaryota; Fungi; Ascomycota; Sordariomycetes; Hypocreales; Clavicipitaceae.
AUGGGUUCUCGAGGCACCGUUGUUCAGCCAGAGGGGACACCUCGCUCCUGGUGCAGAGACAACUUCUUCCUCACCACCGACAAGACAUUCCUCGACCCCAAAGCCGUCAACGAGGUGUUCGAAUCGGACCUGAUGUGGUGGAACGAUCCUCUCGAGCUUAGCCAGAUGCGCAAGAUGCUUGACAACUGCCUCACCCUGGCAGUCUUUUAUGUCCCAGAUACUGAGGAAGAGAUGACACGCAAUGGCGGCAUGCCCCGAUACAUGAAUAAUGGCCCUGAUUUCAGAAUGAUCGGUCUGGCUCGCAUUGUGACAGACUAUGUCACCUUUGCGUACCUCACCGAUGUCUUUAUUAUCGAGGAGUUCCAGCGUCGAGGCCUUGCCUCAUGGAUGAUGCGUGCUCUGAAGGAGCUUGUUGAUGAGUGGCCGAAUCUCCGUGGCCUCAUGCUCAUGACCAGUGACAAAGCUGCUGCUCGCAUGUAUCAGCGCACUCUCGGCGCGGUCGAUUUUGACAAGGGCCCUUCAGCAGGGUUAGUCAUGUUGGAGAUGGGAGGAAAGGGUCAAAAGGACGUUCCGGAUGAGCAUUAA